Prorocentrum cordatum is the source of this 966-nucleotide messenger RNA. Lineage: Eukaryota; Dinophyceae; Prorocentrales; Prorocentraceae. The record is from the annotation of a GenBank genome assembly.
AUGGGUGUUCGCCACGCCGGUGCGCUCGGCAGGCAGGGUCGAGCUGUGGAGGGAGUAGAUGCGGACGUCGACGAGUUUGGCCGGAAGAAGCGCCGGAAGAAGGGCGCGCAGAAGCCCGCGCCUUCUGUUGGGUCGCCCAGUGCGGCCGACACUGCCAAGGACGGCGCGCCCGCGGCGGCGGACGGCCCGGGCGAGGACGCCCCCGGCGGCGCCUGCGAACGGCCCGGCAGGGGCGCCAAGGGCAUGUCGGAGAAGCACAAGGCUGCCCUUGAGCGGUUGCACGCUCGCAGGCCGAAGAAGGCGUACGAGGAGUUCUUCCAGCGCCUGCGGGCGUCUAUGGCGCCCUGCGCGGCCCCGGCGGCGGCCUGCCUGCCGCAGCACACAGCCGUGGCCGCGUCUGGCGCCGUGCCGGAGGCAGCCGCUAGCGGCGCCGCGGGCGGAGCUGUCCCGCCGCCGAUGUUGCCGCCGCCUGCGGCGCUGCAGGCCGCAGCCAUGGCGCCGCAGCCCCCGCAGCAGGCCGCGGCGGCGGCGGCCGCGGCGUGGGCCGCAAACCGCGCCGCCCUCGCGCAGCUCAACGCUGCGGUGGCGGCCGGGGACGCCGCCGCGAUCCAGGCCGUCAAGGAGAGGGGCGCCCCCUGGGCGGGAGCGGAGCGGGCGGAGCCCGCCGAGGGCGGCCCCUCGGGCUCGGCGGAGCGCUCCCCGGUGCCCGCGCUGCUGCUGGUGACGCUGCCGAGCUGCGCCGCGCUGUUUGCGGAGGCGGCGAUUGCCGCGGCCCGCAAGGCGCCGCCGCACGGCGUCGGGCGACUGCUGGCAAAGUCCGGGCGGCUCGGGUCGCUGGCGCGGGGCGUGGACGUCCGGAGGUUCGGCAAGAGCAGCCUGGGCGUGGAGCUGAAGGUGGUGCAGGCCUACCUGAACAAGGUGAAGGGGGCAUUCACGAAGAACUGGGAGCGCGGCGGCUUCCGCUGA